This is a messenger RNA of Photinus pyralis (common eastern firefly), 4586 nucleotides long. RefSeq lists its product as uncharacterized. Gene Ontology annotation, biological process: response to oxidative stress. Bases 163 to 4305 code for a protein of 1380 amino acids. The record is from RefSeq and is a predicted model, not a curated record. The transcript is spliced from 14 exons. Gene Ontology annotation, molecular function: heme binding; peroxidase activity. NCBI's taxonomy places the organism in Eukaryota, Metazoa, Arthropoda, Insecta, Coleoptera, Lampyridae.
AUGCCAAUAUAACAACAUACGAGUGUUACCAGUCGAAAGGAACGGUCGGAAGGAUUGGUUUUGGUCUUGUGCAGUUCGAGAGGUACACGUGCGAAUUCUCUUCAAUCUGAAAGUGCGUUAUGUUCGUUUAAGUGCCGUUUUGUUUUAUUUACCGAAGUGAAAAUGAAGAUCUGCUGCUUCAUCAUUUUAUCAGUAAUCACAAUUGGCGUCAACUCAGGAACUCCCAUCGAUUACAAUUACAAUAUAACUCAGUAUGUCGAAAACUUACCAGCAGAGCUUCGUGCCGCUGUCACGAUAGCGUUAUCGGAAGAAAGAAGGCUGCUGCAACACAGACCGGAAACGACGGACUGCAAGUUAAAUAGCACGGUACAGUGUCCUCCCAGCAAGUAUCGGCAUCCGACGGGAGCGUGCAACAACGUACGACAUGCACAGUGGGGAGCGAGGGGUGCGCCGUUCCUUCGGUUGUUACCGCCGAACUAUGCAGAUGGUAUCUCAAAACCUCGACAAGGUUUGCCCAGUUCUCUGGAUGUCGCCGAUGCCAUGCAGAAGCAGGCGAAGGGCCAUCACGAGUCUGUAACAGCGCUUCUCGCGGCGUGGGGAGAGCUUCUUCUUCACGAUUUGGCUAGCACUGGAAAUUUAGACAGGGGGGUGUGUUGUAGCAAUAAUAUCAACGUAAAGCACGGCGAAUGUUACGGAGACAUCGGUCGCGAGCAGUGCAUGGAAUUUAUGAGAUCUUUACCGGCGAAGGACGUGGACAGCUGUACCUUUGAGUACAGAAACCAGAUGAACCUAGCAUCGGCAUUCCUAGAUGGGUCCGCCAUUUAUGGUUCAACGGAAGAAGCCUUGGAAAAUCUCCGGACCUACGACGCUGGCCUUGUGAACGUAUCAGCCUGUGUUGCGUGUCAGUCAAACGCACUGUACUCAGCCAUAUUACACGAGCACAACCGAGUAGCAGUAAACUUGGCGAAGCUCAAUCGGCAUUGGAUUGACGAAAAGCUCUUCUUGGAAAGCAGAAGAAUUGUUGUGGCGGAAAUACAGCACAUCACCUACAACGAGUUUUUACCGACCGCUCUUGAUGAGGGUUUAACAACAAGAACCGACUUAGCUCUUCUGACUCAUGGUCAUUAUUCAAAAUACUCCAGUUUGAACCAGGUUGGAGUCUACAAUGAAGUUGCCUUCACUGCCUUGCCUGCUUUGCUAUCGAUGGUCCCUAGUACCUUGAUGAACACCACCACGAGCAGCUUUGCGGAAAUGAUCGACAUAUUGAUUCGUACCCCCGCCCAAACUGCCAGUAUGCACAUGGUCGUCCCAUUAAGAAACAAAUGGGAAACGAGUUCUUUCCUAAUUCAACUGGGACGCGAUCACGGUAUUGCCCCCUACACAAAGUGGGUGCAGUUUUGCCACAAUAUUUCGAUAAAGACCUUCGACGAUUUGAAAACCACCAAUAUUGCGCAGAACAACAUUAAACUGUUGUCAAAUCUAUACAAGCAUCCUCAUGACAUAGAUUUAUUAACGGCGUCCAUUCUUGAACAGCCAACGCCGGGGUCUGUCGUGGGACAAACACUUUCCUGUUUGCUAUAUCGCCAAUUCGCGCUGUUAAGAAAUUCGGACAGGUUCUGGUACGAAAAUGACUUACCACCAAGCUCGCUCUCGAAGGAACAGCUGCAGGAGAUUCGAAAGGCUACCAUCGCUGGAAUUUUAUGCGCCAACACCGAGUAUCUAGACAAAAUUCAACCUCGAGCUUUCGUUCAAGAAGAUCCAUACUUGAACGCCCGUAUAUCGUGCAAUCAGCACACCUUACCUCAGCUGACACCCUGGCUAGAAAUGGACACCACCGCAGACCUUUCGGAGGAAAUUUUGAUGGAAGCGAUUGCUAAAGCCGAACGGGAAGUGCUGCAAAGGCGGAAAAUGGAAUACGAAGUUUGGAGCACAGUUGGUGGCAUCGAUCCCAAAUCUCCUGCAGGAACAGCCGCUUCCUUUAGCAAGGCUAAUAAACAGGCUUUAAAAUUGGCAAAUUCGUCUUUGCUUCUCGAGUUUGCCUCCAAUGAAAUCAUCAAUUCUUUAUUAUCGCACCGGCGCAAACGUCAGAUCUUUGACAACAGUGUUUUGCAAUCAGUGUUUAGAGAUGAGCUUUCUGAUGGGUUGCAGCACGUUGAUGUAACCACAUUUUUGCCAGCAAAUAGCUUCGAGUUGGAGAACAAUUGUGACGAUUCCGGUCCUUGCGAUCCUCGUACCCCUUUCAGGACAUUGUCGGGUUAUUGUAACAAUUUGCGCAACCCAACAGUAGGAAAAAGUUUAACGACAUUCACUCGUCUGCUGCCAAGCGCUUAUGAAGAUGGCAUUUCCAAACCACGAGUGCUGGGGGUAACGGGUGUGCCGUUACCAUCACCUCGCGUUGUUUCAACAGUAAUCCACCCCGACAUCAGUAACCUACACACACGUUAUACGCUUAUGACGAUGCAAUUCGCUCAAUUUCUUGAUCACGACAUAACAAUGACGCCGAUCCAUAAAGGUUUCCACGAAUCCAUACCAAAUUGUCGCUCGUGCGACAGCCCGAGAACCGUGCAUCCCGAAUGUAACCCGUUCCCGGUCCCGUCGGGUGACCAUUACUACCCAGAAGUGAAUGUGUCUUCAGGCCAACAAAUGUGCUUCCCUUUCAUGAGAUCGUUACCGGGACAACAGCAUCUGGGACCUCGAGAGCAAGUUAAUCAAAAUACCGCCUUCUUGGACGCGUCACAGGUUUACGGCGAGAAUGACUGCGUUUGUCGGAUGUUAAAGGGAUUCGGAGGCCGAAUGAAUAGCACAAUUCAUCCAUUUAAAGGAAAAGAGCUACUGCCACAAAGCGAUCGCCACCCCGAAUGUAAAGCGGCGUCAGGCUACUGUUUCGUUGCAGGAGACGGACGUGCUUCUGAGCAGCCUGCCCUUACAGUAAUCCACACCAUAUUUCUCAGAGAACACAAUCGGAUCGUUGAAGGUUUACGAAGUAUAAACCCGCAUUGGGACGCCGAAAAACUCUUCGAACACGCGAGACGCAUCGUCAUCGCCGAAAAUCAACACGUCACCUACAACGAAUUUUUACCAAGAAUUCUCAGCUGGAACGCCGUUAAUUUGUACGGCUUGAAACUUCUACCCCAAGGGUACUACAAGGAAUACAACCCAACAUGUAACCCCUCCGUUCUUAACGAAUUUGCUUGCGCCGCUUUUCGCAUCGGUCACUCUCUCCUCCGACCUCACAUUCCGCGCCUAAGUCCUUCGUAUCAAAUAGUGGACCCGCCGAUUCUCUUACGCGACGGUUUCUUCAGACCCGACAUGAUCCUACAGCCAGGAAUGAUUGAUGAAAUCUCGCGUGGUUUGGUGUCCACCCCAAUGGAAACCCUCGACCAGUUUAUUACCGGUGAGGUAACUAACCACCUGUUUGAAGAUAGGAAAAUUCCAUUUUCCGGCGUUGAUCUCAUCGCUCUUAACCUACAGCGAGCUCGGGACCAUGGUGUGCCAUCGUACAAUAACUAUCGCGCGUUGUGCAAUUUAAAGAGAGCCACCUCAUUUGACGAUUUGGCUCGGGAAAUACCACCGGAGGUGAUCGUCAGAUUGAAACGGAUUUACGCCACCGUUGACGAUAUCGAUCUGUUCCCGGGCGGCAUGAGCGAAAGACCUUUGCAAGGUGGACUCGUCGGGCCUACCUUCGCAUGCAUCAUCGCGAUUCAGUUUAGACAGUUACGAAAAUGUGACCGAUUUUGGUACGAAAAUGAGGACGCAAACGUUCGAUUUACUGAAGCCCAACUAGCCGAAAUUAGAAAAAUAUCCUUAGCCCGAAUAUUCUGCGAGAAUUUGGACGUGCCUGGCGAAAUGCAGCGGUCCGCUUUUGAUUUACCAUCCAACUUCCUAAAUCCGAGAGUGCCCUGCCAUUCACUACCUCACAUCGACUUGUCGGCGUGGAGGGAAUCAACGGGCCAUGGGUGCAUCAUUGGGGAAAGGCAAGUGGCCGUUGGGGAGUCCGCGUUCCCUUCACCUUGCACGAGUUGCGUUUGCACAACAGAAGGGGGGCAAUGCGCAUCGCUUCGGGUCACCGACUGCAACCAAUUGAUGCGCGAAUGGUCACGGGACGUAAUCCUAAGGGAUGAAGUUUGCACAGCACAGUGCGGAUUUCUCCUUCGCAACGGAGAAAUUAGUUCACGUCCCGUCAGCUUUACGGACUUAGUGCCACCACCCGCAAGGCAGUUGCGCGCUAGACAAUUGGGCGGAUCUCAUUUUACCUCGAAUUUUAAUGGAUUCAAGUUCCCAGAUUUAACCCCAUUUGUGAUUUAAGUGACCUCAAAAGACUGCGGUAGUGAAAAGACAAUAGUUCUGUACAAAGUUAUUUUUGUUGUUGACUGUCAUAAAUUGGUGACGCCGUUGUUUGCUCAGGUUUGAAAUUUUAGCUCUUAAGACAUCCUAUUUAAACGCUCAAAACGUGACAUCUUUUCAAAAUUCUAUCUUUCUAUUUAGAAAUUAGAAUAAUUUAUUUAUAUUACUUAUGUAAAAUACAGUCUGUAUAAUGUUUAUUGUAUAUACUGCGAAGGUGGACAAAAAUACAAUUAUUAUUCGUA